GCUGUUCAAGUGUUUAUAUCACACCUGCACUGGUUAACGCAGUUACUGUGGUACAUUUUCUGAGCAUUCAUCAGCCGUAGAAUUACCACCACUAUCUCUUGGUUAGCAUGCUUUCAUGUCCUUAAGAUACUAAGAUACAGAUUUAAUACUUUCCUGGGGAUAAACACUCAUGUGAGAAUAACUGACCUAAUUUAGCAUCUAGAAAGAAUUACUAGGAAAAGGUUUAGGCAAAACUUUCCUUGUACAACUCCAGGCACAGGCAACACAGUUUUUUGCCUCAUCACAGAUAAAAAAAUCGUCCUCUGCACUAUGGCUGGCUCGUGCCAAGGCCAAACACAGUUUACAUCUGUGACUUGUAAGGUGCUUUGCCUUUCAGGCUGAGCUUAAAGUUUUGUUUAAAACCUAAACCUUCACUGUAAAAUGCACUGACAAAUUCUCGCUCUCCAGAGAUUAACUCCCACCUCUAAGUACCUUGCGUUACUGUGUGUAAUCUUCAUCUGUACUUGAUAGAGCAGCAUUUCAGUGUUGGUAUUGACACUUCAGAGCUUGGCACAGCACUGGCAUGAAACUGAGCAGCAUACAGACUAGCAAGUAGAGAGGUCCAACUCCAUGUGCUGCCUGCACUUUGUACCUUUCUUCACAGGUUAGGCCCACGUUCAAAGUGCCAAAGCUCUUGAAAGCAAUGGAAAUUAAGUACCUAGACAUCUUUAUUACUCAGGACUCGGUCCUCGAAUCCUUUAGUCUCAACAUACGGGUUUACAAGUUCUCAGGAAAGGGUAAGUCCUGUACAGUUCCUCGCAUCACCCUUUCUGCUGCUGUCCUCUAUACAGCUCCUGCUUGAAAAAUCCACAGGAACCAGCAAAAGGUCCCGUGCAUCCCAGUGCUGCAAAAUUCGAACCUUCACUUUUGCACAGAUCCAGUAUUAGCACGUAGGAGGCUGACCCAAGCAAGGUGAAGUGUUUUAUUUUUUACCUAGCUCCUCAUCUGUGUAGAAGCCUAUUGAGAAACUGAGUGUGUGGUUCGGCUUUGUCAGCUUUAGCAAUCCAUUCUAGACAUGCCAUUUCUCAGUGAUAAAUUGUUUUUAAUUCACAAAAAAAGUGAAGUGCUUUCUCUUUUUUUCCUGCUUUUGUACUAAGAUCAUGUUUAAGCAAGCUACUUACUCAUUACUCCAGUUAUAGUCAUUUAUGGAAAGACCUGUGUGCAGGGCUAAUCAUGGCAUAUGACAAAAAAACACCCCAGCUGUAUUUUGUAAGUGUAAAAGGACCAAGUUACCAUAGCACAGAAGCACAAAUGUUGGAUUUUAUGCAAUAUAGAUAAUAGCAUCCGGCAGCUAGUGAUCUCUCUUCACUAUUUUGAGUGGAGCUUCUAUAGGGAUAUGACGAAAGGGUCUCCUCCUAGUGGCCCUCACCAGCAACAUGCCUGGGAUGCCAGGAAGUUGUACAGCUGCAAGGAAGAAGUCUUACAUCCUCUUUCUGUUGUUUCCACUAAUCCCCCUCAGAACAUAUACUUUAUAUGUGACACUAAUAUUAUACUAAACAGAUUUGGCCAAAUGUGCAGUGCUGGCUAUUUAAAAAGAAAAAAUGAAAACACACAUGGCCUAAGUAUGCACCAGUCUUUUCACUUAGUGCUCAGAGGUCUCCAAGCUGAAAACUAAAAGCAGAGGGAAAAAGAAAUGCCCUAAUUCUGUGGUUAUUAGUGGAGCUGCACUGUAUGAUCCUGGAUUAAUGCAAUAAUGAGCUUGCCUGUGGAACCAGAUCCCUCAAAUUCCAAUUUUUGGCAAAAUCACAAGUUGAGGUUUGCAUAGUCUCUACUGCCACAUUGAAUCAGGGUUUAUGGAAAGCAUUUUUGGUUAAGAAACAUGGCAACAGGAUCUAUUUCAAUCCUUUUACCCCAACAUCCCACUUUUCAAAAGGUAGUUUAUGUACUUCCAUAAAUUUCAUCUAAAUACCAUGGAGCACCAGGGCCCUGUUUCCUCUCCAUGCAUUUGGUCCAUCUGAGCUGAAGUGCCAUGUUUUCACAAGAAGCAAGCUGCAGUGAGAGAACUGAGCUAGCAGAGAGGCACAGGUACACAGAUUAAAGCAAGGGACAAAUAUCACCUCCACAAGCCGGCUGUGGCUCCUGAGCCACCCACUCUGCAGGGGAAGGCAGGAUUCGAUACCAAAGGGGAAACAGCCAGGAAGGGCAGAGCAUGGUGGUGACAGAGCCCUGUACUGCAUGCUGUUUGCUGGCGCAGAGGGGAGCAAGAGAUUAAAAAGUACGCAAUGACAGCAGCAAGCACCUUCUUUCAGUUCCUCCCACUUUCUAUUCUCUGCCUCUUUUCUCUCCCCACUUUUUAUCAUUAUUUGUGAGACUGCAAGCAUACUUCUGUGGGCCCUUCAACCAGAACUGAAAGUAAGCCAAAGGGAGUGGACACUCCAUUUCACCAAAGAUCUAAGACUUUCCUGUUUGAAAAUUAGAAAAAUAAAAUUUUAUUUCUAUGAUGAUGGCUGCCACAGGAAGCAUUUUACCACAAAACAUGAUUCCCAGGACUUAAUCUCUCUAGCUGUAUAUUCAGGAGGAGUCAAUAGUAUUUUUUAAGAGAGACUAUAAAUCACCUUGUCAAGCAAGUGCUUGCAUGGGGUUUACCUUCUGCUGAUUUGAUACCUAGUUGCAAUUCCUUGGUCUCAUCCGUGUUUCCUCCCUCUACCUUUCUGCUCUUCUUUAGAAAAACACCUCCCUGUGUCUGCUGCGUCCUGUUGUGCCGCUAGCUUUGUAUGGUCCUUGGGUGUCCAGUGGUCGGGCAGUCACUGUCAGCUGGCUUGCAAAUUGUAUUUUGUGUAUAUUUUAUUCUGAUUGAAUUCUGAAAUGGAAAUAUUUUAAAACAAAAAGUAUAAACUAUUUAUGUUGUUUGUGUUGUAGAAUAAAGAUUCAAAUGCAAAAUAAAUUAUGCUCUGGUUCUAACAAAAGUUACUUUACAGUUCCUGAUGAAGCAAAGGAACAGAACUGAGAAAGAGCCUGAAACAUGUGAUAUGUACCAGCAGGGACUGCAGUUUUCAUGAAUCACAUGGGGAAUUUAGUCACACUUGAACUGCUGGGUUUUUUUGAUGGCAGGGGAUAUCAUUAAAGAGGGAUCAUUAGCUGAGAGCAGCCCAGCUGGGUCGAGGCUGGGAGGCGGGGACGCAGUUGCAAGCAGUGAAGCAAGGUGGAGGCACGAAGAGAGAAGACCAGAUUAAUGAAAGCAUGAGGUGGCUCUUGGGCAGCAGCUUGAAAAAAUUUGGACACGCUGACAGGGGAAACUAUGACUGGCUAAACAGUGAACCAGGUGGGCCACUUCUGGAAACAGAGCUUCAGAGCAGACAACAGACGAGUUCAACCAAAGACGACAUAGAACCAUUUCUGUGCAUCAUACUGCCUGCCACCAUGAUGCUCUUCCUGGCAUUCCUGCUGCUCUUCCUGUACCGCCGUUGCCAGCGCCCCACUCAACAGGGGCAGAUCUUCAGCAUCGACCUUCCUGAGGCCCUGCCUGAACAUGAUGUGUCCAAUUUCCUUUCUGCGCUGCCCUGGAACAGUGAACAGAGUUUCCACUACUCCACGCUGGUCCCUGAUGCCACAUUCCUCUCUGUGUGUUUGCCUCCAUCAUAUGAGGAGGCCACCAUGAAGACUUCUAUGGAAGAGGCUCACACUGAGCUCUCUCCAGACCCAGUGCCUCCUUAUGAAGAGAGCAUACUGCAGACCAGCAGCGCCGAAUAAACUUCCUAUGGAAGCACCUUAGCUGACGCAUGCAACCCCUCAAGCCACAAAGGUAGAACUGCUAUGGCCUUUAAAACUUGUGAAAAGAUUCCAAAUGAGGCACUAAACCAAUGAAUUUAUGCAGGAAGAAACUUGAAGUAACAGGGAAUGACUCUCUUCACCUCAUCCUAGGACUCUUUACCUUUCAUUUGUGGCAAGUGUACGCAUGGUGUAGCAUCAAAUCUGACCCAGACUGGCAGCAUGGGUAUUCCAGCUAACAAACAUGUCAUGAAAGGAUUAAACUUAAGGAAAGUUGAGAAGCUGUUCCUCUGCCAUCCAUCAGCUACAAGGAAAUAAUGCUAUAGAUUCACUUAUCACAAAAAGGGCUUUUAGCACAUAUCUAUUCCAGUUUGGAGUUUUUUCUUUUUUAUGUGUUUAUUUUCAAUUGAGUCUUUGACAAGCUUAGUCACUCUACCUGUGUGUAUUAACAUAACAUCAUUCUGCAGUGCUCUGGAAUGAUCACAACAACUCUCAGGAAAGCAAAUAAAUAUAUAACAUAUACAAAAUAUCCAGCAACUGUCCCCGAAGAUUCAAACAUAGACUGUGGAUAAAAGCUGUCUUUUCUCACAGUUGAACAAUGAGGACAAUCAGAGAAGAUCUGAUUGUUCUGGGUGUGGAAGACUCCAUACAACAGUCUUACAAGAGCACAUUCAUACUAUUGCUGCAAACUACCCGCCAAGGUCUGCAAGGUCCCAAUGUUCCAGACUACUCACUUGACUUCUUUUCCAAUUUACAAGUCUAAAAUAAUAAACUGUGUGACUUGUUUGGUGCAGUGUGUAAAGAAGUUGGAAAAAAACCUAAUAAAUUCAAAUGCACCAACAAAAUCUGGUCUGUAU
This is a messenger RNA of Empidonax traillii (willow flycatcher), 4604 nucleotides long. It is a transcript of the gene SMIM28, whose product is annotated as small integral membrane protein 28. The coding region runs from base 3220 to 3729 and encodes 169 amino acids. Lineage: Eukaryota; Metazoa; Chordata; Aves; Passeriformes; Tyrannidae. The transcript is spliced from 3 exons. The record is from RefSeq and is a predicted model, not a curated record.